CUGGGCUUGGAGGCAGCAUUUCCCCAGACUUCUGAGAGGUGGAGCAAGGAACUAUGGUCCCAGGGUCACCAUGGUUAGAACCAGUCCAACGUGGGCAGCCGGGGACUGAUAACGACGACCUUGCAGCAGCUCCAGGCAAUUGGGAGCGAGACUUUCAAAGGCUGUGAUUGGCUGUGGGGACCACACUUCAUCUGCCUUCAGAAGGCCUGCUGGACUUGCUUCGGCUGGCCACCUUAUGUAAUUGGCUUGUGGGCUUGACAGAGGCCAUUCCAUUAGCUGUUGGGAAACUACCUUGGGAAUGGAUUCUGUGGUAUUUGAGGAUGUGGCCAUUGACUUUACUCAAGAAGAAUGGACUUUGCUAGACGUUGCUCAGAGGAAACUUUACAGAGAUGUGAUGGUGGAAACUUUCAGGAACCUAGAUGCUGUCUCUCAAAAGGAAAAUAACCUACAAGAGUGGUCCAGUGAGCACAUACUUCGAUUCAUGAAGAGCGAUUUCUGGUCUUCCAUUUUAGAUGAAACCAAUGGCAGUAAAACUCACAACCAGGAAAGGUCUUUGAGAAGAAAUGUGGCAGAGACCAGCCCUACAACUAUAGAACAGAAAAUAACGAAAUACAGUGAAGUUGAUCAGAGCAAAAAAUAUUUCUGCCGGACUGAAAAUCUUCCUGUCUACAAAGGAACUGCUGCUGGUGUUGCUCCUUUUGAAUUUCAUGAUGGUAGUGAUCAUACAUUCGGUCUUUGCAUCAGAUUACACACUGACUGCAAACAGUACCAGCACAAGGAAUGUGAGAAAACUCACAGUUGUCCCUCUUAUCUAAAACCUUCAUCAAAAACGCUUUAUGGAGAGGAACUUUGUAACCAUAUAGAUUGUAGGCAAUCCUGUGCCUUCUCAUCACUUUUCACUAAAGUGAAAAGUCACAGUGAAGACCGGACUUACAAAUGUAAAGAAUAUGGAAAAUCGUUUAGUCAUUCCUCUAACCUCAAAGAACACAAAAGAGAGUACACUGGACAGAAGGCUUAUAAAUGUAGUGAAUGUGGGAAAACUUAUAAAUAUCCAUCCACACUAGCUGUGCAUUUCACUACUCACAGUGGAGAGAGGCCUUAUGAGUGUAAGAUAUGUGGGAAGACCUUUAGUCAGUCCUGGAACCUAACUGCCCAUAUGAGAAUCCACAGUGAAUGGAAGCCUUAUAAAUGCAAGGAAUGUGGGAAAACUUUCAAGCACUCUUCAGCAUUAAAGAAACAUAUUAGAAUUCACAGUGAAGACAGGCCUUAUAAAUGUAAGGAAUGUGGGAAAGCUUUUAUGGACAAUUCAGAACUAACUAAACAUACCAGAGUGCACACUGGACAGAGGCCUUUUAAAUGUAAACAAUGUAAGAAAACCUUUAAGCAGUCUUCAGCUCUAAAUCAUCAUAGAAGAAUUCACAAUGGAGAGAGGCCUUUUAAAUGUCUGGAAUGUGGGAAAACAUUUAAGUACUCUUCAGUACUAAGUGUACAUAGAGGAAUUCACAGCGGAGAGAGGCCUUUUAAAUGUAAGGAAUGUGGGAAAGCCUUUAAGCAAUAUUCAACACUAAGUACACAUAGCAAAAUUCACAGUGAAGAGCGGCCAUUUAAAUGUAAAGAAUGUGGGAAAGCCUUUAAGCAAUCUUCAGAACUAACUAAGCAUGCUAGAGUACACAUUAGAGAGAGGCCUUGCAAAUGUGAAGAAUGUGGGAAAUCCUUUAAGCACUCUUCAGCACUCAGUAUUCAUAGCAGAAUUCACAGUGAAGACAAGCCUUACAAAUGUAAGGAAUGUGGGAAAGCCUUUAAACACUCUCCCACAUUGAUUACUCAUCUAAGAAUUCACAGUGAAGAGAGGGCUUAUAAAUGUAAGGAAUGUGGGAAAGCAUUUAAGCACUCUUCCAUACUAACUGAACACACUAGAGUUCACACUGGAGAGAGGCCUUUUAAAUGUAAAGAAUGUGGGAAAGCCUUUAAGAGCUAUUCAGCCCUAAGUAGUCACAGCAGGAUUCACAGUGAAGAGAGGCCUUAUAAGUGUAAGGAAUGUGAGAAAGCCUUUAAGCACUCUUCAACUCUAAAUGCACACAGAAGAAUCCACAGUGGAGAGAGGGCUUAUAAGUGUAAGGAAUGCGGGAAAGCCUUUAAUUACUCUUCAACUCUAAAUGCACACAGAAGAAUCCACAGUGGAGAGAAGCCUUUUAAAUGUGAAGACUGUGGGAAAGCCUUUAGUAGGUCCUCAACCCUCACUUAUCAUAAAAAGACACAUAGAGCAGUGAAGCCCAAUUAGUGUAAGGAAUGUGGGAGAGCCUUUAUUCAUCCUUAAAUAUUAUGUGUUCAUAGGAUGAUUCACAGUGAACAGAUGUCAGAACAAACCAGCCUCUAACAACCAAGGGGGUUCGUAGGUGCAAUUGUAUGGUUAUAAUAUAUAAAGAUCAUAGUAAAGUCAUACAGAAUAAGAGAGACAGGAGAAUAAAAUAAGUGCCGCAGUCCAGCCGCGGCAGGGUGAAGGGUCCCCUGUUUGGUGGAUAAGGCGUCGACGCGAGAGGGAUGAGCAGAGUCAGGAGUCAGUGAUCAUCUGCUGCUUUAUUACA
This is a messenger RNA of Echinops telfairi (small Madagascar hedgehog), 2585 nucleotides long. RefSeq names its product zinc finger protein 85-like. Bases 299 to 2281 code for a protein of 660 amino acids. Lineage: Eukaryota; Metazoa; Chordata; Mammalia; Afrosoricida; Tenrecidae. The transcript has 5 exons. The record is from RefSeq and is a predicted model, not a curated record. Gene Ontology annotation, cellular component: nucleus. Gene Ontology annotation, biological process: regulation of transcription by RNA polymerase II. Gene Ontology annotation, molecular function: RNA polymerase II transcription regulatory region sequence-specific DNA binding; DNA-binding transcription factor activity, RNA polymerase II-specific.